CUCGUGGGACAAGAUGGCUGCGCCCGCGCUAGGGCCGGCUCGAGGACGAGGCGCCGGGCUCGGUCUCGGUCUCUCUUUGCCUCUGCUCUUGCUGCUGGGCCGGGCGGCGGGGGGCGAAGAGGCCGGGGCCGAGGCGGGCGCGGCGUCCCUCGCGGGCUCGUGCGGUUGUGGCACUCCCCAGCGGCCCGGGGCCCAUGGCAGCUCGGCGGCCGCGCACCGAUACUCGCGGGAGGCGAACGCCCCGGGCUCGGUAUCCGGAGAGCGGCCAUUCCCGCCCACCAAGAUGGUCCCCAUCCCUGCCGGAGUAUUUACAAUGGGCACAGACGAUCCUCAGAUAAAGCAGGAUGGGGAAGCACCUGCGAGGAGAGUUGCUCUUGAUGCCUUUUACAUGGAUGCCUAUGAAGUCAGUAAUGCUGAAUUUGAGAAGUUUGUGAACUCAACUGGCUAUUUGACCGAGGCUGAGAAGUUUGGUGACUCCUUUGUCUUUGAAGGCAUGUUGAGUGAGCAAGUGAAGUCUGAUAUCCAACAGGCAGUGGCAGCUGCUCCCUGGUGGUUACCUGUUAAAGGCGCUAACUGGAGACACCCAGAAGGGCCCGACUCUACUGUCCUGCACAGGCCAGAUCACCCGGUUCUUCACGUCUCCUGGAACGACGCCGUCGCCUACUGCACAUGGGCGGGGAAACGGUUGCCCACGGAAGCCGAGUGGGAGUACAGCUGUCGAGGAGGCCUGCAAAAUAGACUCUUCCCCUGGGGCAACAAACUGCAGCCGAAGGGCCAACAUUAUGCCAACAUUUGGCAGGGCGAGUUUCCUGUGACCAACACCGGAGAGGACGGCUUUCGAGGGACUGCGCCUGUUGAUGCCUUUCCUCCCAAUGGUUACGGCUUAUACAAUAUAGUAGGGAAUGCCUGGGAGUGGACUUCAGACUGGUGGACCAUUCACCAUUCUGUUGAAGAAACCAUUAUUAACCCAAAAGGCCCCCCUUCUGGGAAAGACCGGGUGAAGAAAGGUGGAUCCUACAUGUGCCAUAAGCCUUUCCUACUCUUGAUGUUCCUGGGCUUGCUGUUCAAUCUUUGCCAACCUGCUGGAUGUCCUACUGCUACAGGUAUCGCUGUGCCGCUCGAAGCCAGAACACACCUGACAGCUCCGCUUCGAAUCUGGGAUUCCGCUGUGCAGCCGACCACCUGCCCACCACAGGCUAAGAGCCACGAAGAGCCUUCCCGAAUCGGAGAAGAAGUCGUGUCUAACCUGCACACGGCUUCCCUCAGAAGGCUGAACAAUGUCGUGUGAAGAAUUCCCACCCCGAGGUGGCUUACAUACCUGCCCGAUGGCCAAAGGAACUGUAUGGCGAGACCAAAUAACUGACCUGCAUCAGCAAGUGUGCUUUAUUGUGUGGUGUAUUUCAUGUUUUACCUUUGAGAGUCUUUUAAAGAGGAAGGCGGUGGAGGGCACCCUGAGCUAGGCCUCAGGAGGUCUGCGUUCUACCCAGGCUCUGCCCCUGGGGUUAGACCCCAGGGUCCCACACUUGACCUUCCUGGGCCUCAGUGACCUCAUCUGUCCAGUGAGGGGAUGCACAACAUGAUCUCUGAGGCUGUCUCCCAACUCACAAAUUGUCUGAAUAUAUCAGAUUCUAUUGUGAUUUCAUAGUGAGAGUUUAUGGCAGGUUAUUUUUUAGCUGUUUUUUCCCAUGUGUGAACCUUGGGUAAUACUAAUCAUGUAAAAUAAUUGUUCUCUUAUAUAUUAUUUUCAGAAAAGAAUGGGGGGGGUGGCGGUAAUGGGUCUUUAUAUUCAUACGGCACUUUGUUUUUUCAAGGAAAUCAGUGUCUUUUACAUUGUUAUAAUGAAUCCCACUUGGGCCAGUGAUGGUGCGCUCAAGUUCAGCAAUCUGAACACGCAGGGAUGUCUGUGAGGUGACUUUACUGUGCUUUAUAUUUUAACAUUAAGUGCCUUUGGUUCAGGGGGGCAGUUACAAGCCCUAUUUCCCCCUCUCCCCAAAGCCUUUGGUGAAUGUGAAAUGUUUGCUACAUGGAGAAACCUGUUUAAUUCUAAAUGUAGGAGAAAAAAAACAAGAACCUUGAAUGAACUGUAUUCAGGGUAUCCAGUAUUUUGUAAUAGGGAAGUAGGAAAUCUUGUUGGCUGUGGAGUGUCAGAUGCUUCAGAUCAUGCACUGUGUCGAAUAAAGUGGUAUCUGCUAAA
Molecule: messenger RNA, 2194 nt
Organism: Balaenoptera ricei (Rice's whale)
Lineage: Eukaryota; Metazoa; Chordata; Mammalia; Artiodactyla; Balaenopteridae
Gene: SUMF1
Product: sulfatase modifying factor 1
Exons: 10
Coding region: 14-1288 (424 amino acids)
Cellular component (GO): endoplasmic reticulum
Source: RefSeq, a predicted model, not a curated record